Aspergillus glaucus CBS 516.65 is the source of this 342-nucleotide messenger RNA. RefSeq lists its product as uncharacterized. The transcript has a single exon. The record is from RefSeq and is a predicted model, not a curated record. Lineage: Eukaryota; Fungi; Ascomycota; Eurotiomycetes; Eurotiales; Aspergillaceae. The annotation marks the transcript as partial.
GGGGGGGGGUUUCCUUUUGUUAUUUGUGAAUGAAUGAAUAAUAUAAUCGAUUUUAUAUUCGGUUCUACGUUUUCAUGGCUGUUGGCAUUAUGUUUCUUUUGGGGAUUUGGAUUUGUUUCUUUUCGUUCUCAGUUGCUUGCAAAUAUGGGUGAACUGUCCGAUCUGGGUAUUCACCUAGAUUUCUCUCUACUCGGGGGCCAAAUCUGGGGAUAUCCUAUUAUGCUAUGCUAUGCUAUGCUUCGGACUUGGGUGUAUUUAGAGGACAGGAGUGGACCGGUGAUAUUUUUUAUUUUUACUAUGUACUUUAGGGCGAAUGACUAGUACUCCAACUAAAGAUGGAAG